This is a messenger RNA of Enterobius vermicularis (human pinworm), 582 nucleotides long. Lineage: Eukaryota; Metazoa; Nematoda; Chromadorea; Rhabditida; Oxyuridae. The record is from the annotation of a GenBank genome assembly.
AUGGCUCCAACAACAACUUCAAAUGAUCAGAUGACCAAAAACAAACUUCGAAGGCAGAAGGCCAAUUUCAGAGAACGAAACCGAAUGCAUGGUUUAAAUAGAGCCCUGGACAUCCUUCGUCAAUGUGUUCCGCUGACGACCCAACAUCAAAAAUUGAGCAAAAUUGAAACCCUUCGUUUAGCUAGAAAUUAUAUCGCUGCCUUGAAUCAUAUUCUGAAUAGCGGUUCUCAACCAUCUCCGCUAGAAUAUGCUCAUAUGUUAUGCAAAGGUAUGAGUCAAACGACUACGAAUCUGAUCGCAAGUUUGCUACAAGUUCAACCACGGCUUCUGGUAGUGGCGCAACAGCGUAAUGACCUUCAGAAUCAGCAUCCACCAUUUUCGUUCCAAAAUAUGUCGCCUAACUCAGACAGUUGUACGUCGUCAAGCUACAGUCAUGUACCACUGAGUCGUCAAUACGGUGAUUAUUCACCGGCAAACCUGAGUUGCUGCAGUAGUUUGCAAUCACAAAGUUCAGAUAUGUCAUCCACAACAAACCCUGAUUACUGCCAGAAUCCAGAAUUUGUACAGUAUUCCGCUCUGUGA